Phanerochaete carnosa HHB-10118-sp is the source of this 273-nucleotide messenger RNA. RefSeq lists its product as uncharacterized. The coding region runs from base 109 to 267 and encodes 52 amino acids. The record is from RefSeq and is a predicted model, not a curated record. The transcript has a single exon. NCBI's taxonomy places the organism in Eukaryota, Fungi, Basidiomycota, Agaricomycetes, Polyporales, Phanerochaetaceae.
UUUUUAUUCGCAUUCUUUCUUUAACGACACCGUUACGUUCAACUUCUCGACAAAUCUCCACAAACUACUACUACUUCCUUAUCCCGUUUAACGUUCCAAUCAAACAACAUGCGUGCCUCUACCAUCAUUGCUCUCGCUCUCCUUGCCGCCGCCAACCCCGCUCUUGCCGCCCCAGUCAGGAGGGGGCUGACGUUCGGUGACAUCGAAGACAUCGGAAGCAUCGCUGUCGGCCUUGGUACUGCCGCUGAUACGGUCUAUGACGAGUAAGUUCCU